Messenger RNA from Drosophila arizonae, 1679 nucleotides. RefSeq lists its product as uncharacterized. Lineage: Eukaryota; Metazoa; Arthropoda; Insecta; Diptera; Drosophilidae. The record is from RefSeq and is a predicted model, not a curated record.
UCACAUCGGCCCUGUGCAACACUAAGCAAUUGUUUGUUUUCAACGCUGUUAACGACGAAAUGUCAACGGAUCAUCGCAAUGCUCAAUUUUGUGGACACAUUUGAGCUGAUGGCGCUCAACUUCCAUGGGGACGAGGAGCAGCACCACCGCUUCGUGCACGACGCCAAGCUGCUGAUCGAUGCGAUCGUCACGCAGCUGCACAACAACGACUCCGUGUUCAAGGACCACAUGGGAGAGCUGCGCACGACGGCCUCGUUCAUUAGCGAGAUUACGAUGGACAUGCCGCUUGGCUUUGAGGUCUUCCUGCCCAUACGGCUGCCCGUUGCGCUGUCGCCCAACUUUAAUGAGGAGCAGCGCAGCGUUCAGCUCUACAGAACCAACUUUUCGCACCCGUUCUUCUUCGGCGACGCUGCGAAUCCCAAGUGCAUGAAUCUGCGCCUGCAGCAGGACAUGCAGCAGGUCAUUAGCCAGGUGCCCUGCAUUGCCGGCUACUGGGGCGCCGUCUACGACAUCAAGUACAAGCCGAUGUGCUACAACCGCGUUCCCUUCGCCCACCAGGUGUUCGCGGAGGAGCGGGGCGCCUACAAUCGCGGCAUCUGCUUCGACUUCAUCCUGGUCCUGGAGUUCGACGGCGCCGAGCUGCCGUUGCCUCUGUACUACAAGGCGCCCAUUUGCUACAAGUGGUUCGCCUUCGGGCUGGUGGACGUCAAUCGGAGUCACGACUCCGCCGACUGGGGCGUCCUCGUGCCGCGCUGGCAGUCGGCCAAUGUGACUUUGCGUCUGCGCUCCCACAACAUGCUGCUCCUGCUGCGCCGCCUGCUCUACGCGCAGGGCUGCUUCAGCCUGGCCGCGCCAUUCCUGAUCAAGUUCUGCUUCUUCAUGACCACCGUGGACUUUGGCGAGCAGUACAAGGGCAUGGGCGUGGCCCAUCUCAUGAUAACUACGCUCGGCCACCAGGUGUUUCGCAACUACUGUGAGCUGAUCGUCAAGUCGGCCGUGGGCGAUCACGACGCCAACGUGGCCGCCACGAAGGAGCUGCGCGAGCAGCAGAUGCGCGGCAAAGGACUCUUCGCAAUGCUGGCCAAGGGCCUCGAAAUGAAUGUGGUGAGCACCCAGUUCAUAGCGGAUUACUUUCAAGUCAACUACGUCCAGGUGCGGCCGAAAGCCGCUUCGACCCCCGAGCCGGAAGCGGCGAACCACACGUUGAUCGUGACGACGCCGUCGACAACUGCAGCGCUGCAGAACAGCAGCGAGACACCUCCACCAUCCUCACCCGUCAGGUCCUCACCUGCCUCACCUGACCCACCACCGGCGGCGGAGCAGCCGCCAACCACAACAAGAAUAAUAGCCAGAGCCGUGCCGAUGAGCCGGAAGCAGAAUCGCAGCAUUUAGUGAAAUACGAAAUACGAGACGACAGAAGUUAAAUUGUGCAUAAAGUGGUGCUUCGACGUGGGGCUGCACCGCCCCGAAAGGGUAGCUCCCUGCUUUAAGCUAUAUUCGAGUUAACUGUAAAUUGGCCAGUCGUUUGUGAGGGACAGCAGCAACGUCUCAAAUCUCGGUAAUAGCGCAACUUUUAUGCCCAAAAUAAGUGGAACUGUCUGAACACACACACAUAUACACACCCCCACACACACACACACACCCACACACACUUGUGCAGACAAAAGUUAAUAAAAGCC